This is a messenger RNA of Rhodofomes roseus, 727 nucleotides long. RefSeq lists its product as uncharacterized. Lineage: Eukaryota; Fungi; Basidiomycota; Agaricomycetes; Polyporales; Fomitopsidaceae. The coding region runs from base 107 to 568 and encodes 153 amino acids. The record is from RefSeq and is a predicted model, not a curated record. The transcript is spliced from 3 exons.
GUUCACUCCAGUGUAAGGAAGAUAGAGGUCCCGGUGCAUUCACUCGUUUUCAUUGUAACGAGCCCCACGAACAGUUCUCCCACCUCCAGAUCUGAAGCUUUGCGCUAUGAGACUCCUCCCCCUCAUCCUCUCUGCCGCAUCCUUGGUGGCUUUGACGUUCGCGCAGGGCAUCGAUAUCGGUGCGCCCCUUGCAGGCAGCGCCAUUCUACCGGGACAGAAUCUCACUGUUGAGGUCGAUCGUCCGAACUCACUCACCGGCUCCGAGGAAGUCGCCAUCGUAAUCUCGAUCGUCCCGUGUGAGACCUCGACCUGCAACUCGCCCACGGAGGACAUCAGCACGAACCUCGGGCCCCUCGGGGUCAUCCUUUACAAUGGACCCUACAACCCGCAAUACGACAGUGUCUCACCGCCGGACCACAAGCCGCCCCACCAGAACUUCACCGUACAGGUUCCGAGCUGGUACAGGAGCGGCGACAGUGUCGCGUUGGCUGUGACGCACAUCAGUCUUGUCUCCGCUGGACCUUGGGUGUUGCUGGAGUUCAAGAACGUGUCCUUGGUUGUUGACUAGGAGUGGAUUUGUAUGACGCGGUUUUACAUCAUUGCGUCACGGACCUGAUGGACUCCGGCUUGCACGAAUCGCUCUAUUUCCAUUUCCUCUGCCAUCAUGUUGCAUACUUGAUAACAUGGCAAGUGUCCAGAUCGUCAACGACGAAGGAGCUACGGAACA